Messenger RNA from Paraphaeosphaeria sporulosa, 822 nucleotides. RefSeq lists its product as uncharacterized. Lineage: Eukaryota; Fungi; Ascomycota; Dothideomycetes; Pleosporales; Didymosphaeriaceae. The coding region runs from base 135 to 680 and encodes 181 amino acids. The transcript has a single exon. The record is from RefSeq and is a predicted model, not a curated record. Gene Ontology annotation, cellular component: TRC complex. Gene Ontology annotation, biological process: post-translational protein targeting to endoplasmic reticulum membrane.
AAAGCAACAUCCCAUCAAUCCCCAUUACUCUCCGGAAACCCACAAGCAGAAGCAAUACGAUUUGCCUUGUGAGCAUCAAUACCAAGAAACAGACCUGGAUCAGCAAAGAAAAAUUUAAGUCAACACCUACCACCAUGGCCUCCACAACAACCUUCAAACCCUUAGCCGAAGCCCCCCGCGACAUGGACCAAAUCAUCGCGCAGGAACGUGCCUCCCCUCUCCCCUCCUUCAACGCGCGCGUCGCCCACCGCCUCGGCACCGCCCUCCACACCCGCCUCCUCACCUUCCCAGCUCCAGCCUGCAUCCACAUCUCGACAUGCACCACGCCCCCGCACGUCCUCUACCACGCCACCACACACGACGGCACCGCGCUCGACAACGACUUCUGGAUCGCGCGGAAGCGCGCGAGCGUGAUCCGGUUCGGGGCCAGUACGUGGCGGCUGCACGUCAAGUACAAUGGCGACGAAGCGGCUUUUGCGGGCAAGGUUGGGGGCGAGGGGAAGGCGGGCGAGUAUGCGAUUCAUGGGGGUGGGGUGCCGGUGUUUGUGCGGGGGUGCGAGUGGCCGGUUGCGGUGUGUGUGGUGAGCGGGCUGAAGCAGUGGGAUGAUCACAUGGUUGUUGUGGAGGAGCUGGCGGGCGUGUGUCGGGCGUUGGAGGAGGAGAGGGAGGCUAUGAAGUAGAGGGCGAAGUGAGUGGUGCAGAGUGUGUGUUGAUUGGAAGAGUCAAUUCCGCCCUAAAGAUAGGCGGUGAUGGAGAACCUUGUAUCAACGAUUGUAUCAACGAGAUACUCAUUGCGAGAACCUUGAAUGGCCAUCGUGUUCA